Molecule: messenger RNA, 1102 nt
Organism: Micromonas pusilla CCMP1545
Lineage: Eukaryota; Viridiplantae; Chlorophyta; Mamiellophyceae; Mamiellales; Mamiellaceae
Exons: 1
Coding region: 1-837 (278 amino acids)
Biological process (GO): protein ubiquitination; SCF complex assembly
Source: RefSeq, a predicted model, not a curated record
AUGGACGCGUCGGAUAAAUCGGCGGCGGCGCGGACGCCGGAGACGCUGACCCUGCGCGUCUCCGCGCUCGCGUUCGUGCGCCUCGCGAUCGAAACGCACGCCGUUGAUGCGUUCGCACCACACGUGAACGCGCUCGCGCCGUGCGUUUUCCGAGCGAGCGGCGACGCGUACUACAAGAUCGCCGCGGAGGCGAUGCGCGCGUGCGCCGCGUUGGUGCCCGUCCUCGCCGCCGCCCGCGCCGCCGCCGCCGCCGUCGUCGACGCCUCCGUCGCCGCCGAGCUCGCGGCCGCGUGCGCGUCGCGCGUCGCGCGCGUGGAUCAAGAUCAGGAGGUCAAGGAGGCUGCGAUCGCGUGCGCGGGCGCGAUGCUCGCGGAGCUGGGCGAGGACGGCGUCGGCGAGGCUGUCGCGCGGGAGACGCUGAGUUUGCUCGUCGACCGAUUAAAAAACGAGACGACGCGGCUGUGCGCGGUCAAAGCCAUCGGUCGAGCCGCGGCGUCGCCGGUCAAGUUGAACCUCAAGAUGAACGACGUCGCGUCGCGCGCGGCGACCGAGCUCGCGGGGUUCCUGCGGAAGGCGAACCGGCCGCUGCGGCAGGCGGCGGCGGCGGCGCUCGCCGCGCUCGCGACGAACCACGCGGCGGCGCUCUCAGGUGCGUUCUAUACACUGGUCCCCAUACGACCCUGUUGGCGUGGUGAACGCGAUUCCUUAAGGACUUUUGCCGGCGCAUCUCUCCGCACAUCCCUCGCUUUCAAUCCCCGCCCUCGGCGCCUUUCAACUCCAUCUGACGCCUUUGAACUCCACCCCCCCAUCGCUUUGUAUGGAACGACCCUCAGAUGACGUCGCGUCCGCCGUCGUCGAGGAGGCGUCCGCGCUCGUCGCGGACGCGGACGUCGCGCUCGCGUCCCCGGCGCUGGGGCUCGCGUCGAGCGUGUUGAGACGCGCGAGCGACUUCCCGAAGGCGUGCGAAAAGGCCAAGGCGCUCGUCGUCCCCGCGGCGUUGUCGCUGGCGUCGUCGCCGUUGAUGCAUAAGCCGGCGCUCGUCGCGUUGCGCGGCUUCUUCGCGGCGCUCACGCGCGCGAACCUCGCGGGCGCGGACUUCGAG